Piliocolobus tephrosceles (Ugandan red Colobus) is the source of this 555-nucleotide messenger RNA. It is a transcript of the gene CRIP1, whose product is annotated as cysteine rich protein 1. The record is from RefSeq and is a predicted model, not a curated record. The transcript is spliced from 6 exons. Gene Ontology annotation, molecular function: zinc ion binding. NCBI's taxonomy places the organism in Eukaryota, Metazoa, Chordata, Mammalia, Primates, Cercopithecidae. Bases 121 to 423 code for a protein of 100 amino acids. Gene Ontology annotation, biological process: regulation of gene expression; intrinsic apoptotic signaling pathway in response to DNA damage.
GCAUCUCCGAGCCGGCCUGGGGGUGGCUGAACUUUCCUUCGCCGGCCGAAACCCCAGCCCCUGCAGCCGAUCGGGCCUCAAGCUACAGCUCCCCUCGCUGGGAGUUCCCGCUGCGGUCCGAUGGCCCUUCCAGAGCAGCGGAGCCCGUGCGCCCCAGCCGCUGCCGCCUGCACCGGAACCGGAGCCGCCAUGCCCAAGUGCCCCAAGUGCAACAAGGAGGUGUACUUCGCCGAGAGGGUGACCUCUCUGGGCAAGGACUGGCAUCGGCCUUGCCUGAAGUGCGAGAAAUGUGGGAAGACGCUGACCUCUGGGGGCCACGCUGAGCACGAAGGCAAACCCUACUGCAACCACCCCUGCUAUGCAGCCAUGUUUGGGCCUAAAGGCUUUGGGCGGGGUGGAGCCGAGAGCCACACGUUCAAGUAAACCUGGUGGUGGAGACCCCAUCCUUAGCUGCUUGCUGGGCCACUGUCCAGGCAAAUGCCAGGCCUUGCCCCCAGAUGCCCAGAGCUCGCUUGUAACCCCUAAUGCCCUCAAUAAACCGUAACAGUUGGAAAA